AUGUUAUGUUUGGAUAAAGAGGAUGAGAUAAAAUUUUCCAAAAAAGUCUACGCGCCGCGAAAUAAGCAGGAGGGAAACAAACCCCCCAUUAGUGGGGGUGGAGCAGACGACAGGGAGCACCUCCGCAAUGGCCAAAAUGGGCAAAAUGGCCCAAGUGAUCCCAGCCGUCUGAGUGGCCAAAAUAACAAGCCACUUGCCGGGCACACCCCGAGGAGCAACACCGAUGAAACAUUCACUGAUGAAGUAAUUUACAUAAACACCAGCUCAUGCAAUUCCUUCAUCUUCAUAAUCACAAAAAUUUGCUUCUACGUGUUUGACAAUUACGACUUUUCCUUCGUAACUUUAUACGCUUUAAAACAGGAGAAUGUUGGAAAGUACGGGCACCACAACAAGGUGGUCUUAUCGCCCAUUGACAACACUAUAUAUAUAGUCAGCACAAAUUUGAAAUAUGUCUAUGCGUAUAAUAUAUCGAACAAGAAGGACGUUGUUAUGCUGGAUUAUGAAAAAAAUGCACACUCGAUAAAUAUUUUGGAAUAUUCUGACGAUGACUCCAGUGAAAAUGAAAAUGAAUAUUAUGCUUAUAUCACCUAUAUUAAAAAAAAGUAUAGGAAAAAAAAAAUACAUAAAAAUGUGUGUAUAAAAUUGUUGACCGUUCUGUAUCUUCCUAUUCCCUCCAAUUGUCUGAUGAUAACGAAAAAUAACAUUUUAUUUUUUUCUUACAACACGGAUGAAAUAUUUAUUUCGGAAAAUGUGAAAUCUGUCUUGGCUGCCACGUCGAGUCAGACCAGGGCGGAGCCUCGAAGAAGCGUCAUUCCCAGGGAGGGGAAAAAUGACGCACAUGACAAGAAAUUGCUUUCAACCCGAAAUGGGGGCGACAUGAACAGUAGUGUUAACAAGGUUGUUAUUAACACGCAGAUUGUAAGCCUUAAGGGAAUUUAUUUUAGGAUAAAACCAAGAGGAGGCAAAAGAUUGGCAGGAACAACUAAAGAGGAGAGUAAUCAAAUAUGCAGAGGGAACCAAGCCUGUGCAGAUACCAAGCACAUUUUGAGUCUACUCCAACGAAUCAGUGAAAAACAAAAAUUGGGAAAAAAAACUGGUCGUGUAUAUUAUUCCCCCAAAAAAGGGUGGAAAGUUCGGGUCCGCGUGGGGAAAUUUCCCGCCCUUCAACAUGUGGAGGCGUACUGCGAUCAGCUGACACGCGGCUUGCUUCAAUGGAGCGGGCCUGACACGGCAAAACGGAAGAGGGAAAAAAGAAAUAGCAACAAUAAUGUCAAUCGGAACAACAAUGUCAAUCGGAACAAUAAUGUAAACCGAAGUGGUGAUAGCAGUACGACUAGGACGAAGCGCCAACCUGGCUGGAAGAUCUGCAGACCCACCUACCUGCACAGCACCAACCGAGAAAACAACCUGUACAAAUUCAUAAAGAGCAAAAAAGUCGGCAUAAUAAAUAAGCACAUGGGAAGAAUCGCCAAAGAAGGAAUGGUGAAGGUAGAAUUUAGCGAGCACAACGAUUAUGUUUUGCUACUAAGUCGAGAGGGAGAUUUUUACAUUUUCUCCUUUUUUCACCAUUUUUUUAAUGUUCCAAAAAGUGAGUCUUGCUACCAUUCUGGGAGGAAAGUCCACGAGGAUCACUCCACGGGGGAAAGUGUGGCAAGCAGGGAUGGUCCAAAAGUGCAAAAAAGAAAAACGCAGCAUGGGAGGGAGCAAAGAAGUAGUCCUAACCAAUCCAACGAUAACGAUGUAAGGAAGAGAAAACAAAAACCGGUCAUUGGCAUUUACGUGGGGUCUUCCAUAAUGGAUGUAAGUAUGAAUAUUUACAGAAAAAUGAUCCUAGUGAUAACGCAAAAUUUGAUCAUAAAAGCGUAUAGGACUUAUCCAUACGUGUGCAAACAUACCUUCCAAAAGAGCAUAUUUACAAUAGACACAUUUAAUGCGUGCAGCAAUCCACUCCAUUACUACAACUUCCUCCUGUGGAACAAGCAACAUAAUUUUUUUCUCAUUUCGGUAAAUCAAAACAGUUAUUACAUUUUUAACACGAAUGGAACUUUGUACUAUUCGAUGAAGCAGGACGCUACCACUUAUGAUGUGUCAAGCGAAAAUGUAAACUACCUAGAAGGUAAUCAUCAGGAUGGUUCACCUCCACCUGGGGUAGACUCUCCAGAUGGUGUUCCCCCCAAGGGAAGCACAAAAUAUAAGACCUCAUUCUUCAGCAAUGGAUUAGCCAUGCAAAAAAAUAAUAGUAUAAAACAGGCACAUGUAAAUAUAUCCUUCGUCUUCAAUGAUUUCAAACUAUUUCACGCUAACUGGACAGACGAACGGCAUCACUACAUCAAGGUGAAAAAUAUUUUGUACCUAAAUGACAUAUAUAGUAACAGCAAAACAUUUCACUAUAAUAGUAAUUACUACACAAAUGAGAAAAGUCAAAAGGUAUACAUUGGUUUAAAUAACAUCGUAAUGUUUGAUACGAACAUCAAUAACCUUAGUUUGUGUAAUAACCAGAAGAAUGUGCUGAACGUAAAGGAAAUUAUAACUCCUUUUAAGUACGUGAAGAAAUGCUACUCAAAUUUUAGCAACACAUAUAUGCUCAUUAUUUUUAAGUCCAUCUGCAUUUAUAGCUUUCGAAAAAAAGCCUUUUCAUAUUUUCUUGAUGAUUAUCUCAAGUUUUUUUUUCACAACUAUCCUGCGGGAUGGCUAUUUGAUGAUAUUUUUUUUGUCACAUGUUUGCACAAUAAGUAUGAUGAGAAUAAUUUUCGGCACUUCAAGAGGAAGGACGACUUGGGCGCAGGGAGGGGCGGUAUAUUUUUUACAAGGGCAAUGACUGGCGAGGGGAACAUGAGCAUAAGCUUCGAGUUGUUCAGCAUGGACUACGGGACUGCAGAAGUGCGAACCACGUUCGAUGGGGGGGGAGAAGCAGGUGGACAAGAAGGUGCACAUGGAGAGGAAGAAUCAAAUGAGGAGGAAGAAGCAGAUGAAGAGGAAGAAGCAGAUGAAGAGGAAGAAGCAGAUGAAGAGAGCGAAUCGAUCGAGUCGCUCGAAUCGGAUAGAUCAUCUAGAUCGUCCAAAUCGAACGCAGAGGAAGCCCCGUCUAUUGAAAAUCCCCCGAGGGGCAAAGACCUCCGCGAAAAGACACAGAUGCCCAAUGCCAACGGAGACCACCGCACUGUGGAGGAAUCCAAGUUGCUAAACUACCUCUUCAACAUCAACCAUAACGAAUCGGACAUGUACUACAAAUACUUUGAGGAGUAUUUUAACACCAACAAGGGGAACAUAUACACGAAGCCGUUCUCCCUUUUUUACAAUAAUUUCUUCCUGAAGGAAGAUGAAAACGCGUUUUUAGAAGCUUAUCUGAUGGAAAAACGAAGGGGCGAGGUAACCCUUUCGGGGGACAACCACCCUCAUGAUGUUGAAAAAGGGCUAAGUGGGGAACAAAACCCACUCCAUGCUGCAGAACCAUACGUUGAUGAAGAAACGAACCUUGCACAUAACUACUACAUCGAGUUGCAAAGGAAAUUGAAUGCUUACGCAGAAUCGAACGAAAAGGUUGGUAGCGCGAAAGACGGGGAAGAUAUUACCGAUGGGAAAGAGCACCGCAGCAGUGAAGACCAAAACGGGGAGAGCAGUUUUUCAUACGAAAGUAGCUCUUCCUUACAGAGUGAUGCAAGUGUGCGUGAGGACCUCAUCGCAAGAAGUAAUUUUAAAAAAAAAAAUGUCAAAGAGACAUACGACGCUAAUGUGAAAACGAAUCAAAAAAAAAAAAACGAGCAGGAGUACAUAACAAAACUGACACGCUCAUAUGAAGAAAUUAUUAGCAAAAAUAAUUUCUAUUAUAUCAUAUACCUUUAUAACAUAAAUAAUGCCCUGCGGUUCAGCAACUACACGUUGUCCAUAAAGCUGUUGUAUAGGCCUAUAUUGACCCACGUUUAUCACGACAAAAGUAGCGUAAUCGAUGAGAACGACGGAGAUAGAAUAGGGGAGACGAACAAACAGUCCAGCGAGUCAACCUCAGAAAAUACCUCCCGAAUGGACCACACAAUCAGCGAAACCUUUUUAAUAGUGCUGGACGCAUUUUACAAUUUAUUCUGCUUUAAAAUUAGUAAAGUAAAAGGUAAAGAUACAGAAAAGCAGGAAUAUUUUCUAAAAUCGGAGAACAUUUUUAUUUUGCCUCUAAAUAGGGACAACAGAUUUACCGAGCCAAGGUGCUUCUACACACUCUUCGACAUAUACCACUAUGUGUUUCUUAAUUAUGACAAUUCUGUUCACUUUCUGCAUAUUUAUGUAGACAGGAACAAUUGUUACGAUUUUGAAUUUACUCAAACGUUUAGCACCAGGGUAGAUUACCUUGAAGUUGUAAAGGGGCAGAACUACAUGAAUUACUACGCCCUGCCGGGGCCAAUAAAAUAUAUGUGGCCCCCGCCAAGCUAUCACACCUAUUUGUUGUACUACUACGUGGUUUACCUAUUAUAUGGCAUUAAUGGAGCGUGCAAGGAGAAGCGUCAAAAUUUUACAAAUGGACUUUCUGCAAACGCGAAGGGGGAAACGGUGAAUGGUGAGGGGAAAAUAAAUGCAGACAAGAAGACGCAGAAUAAGGGAAAUAUCCCAAUGGGGGGAUCAUUAAACGGGGCAGCAGAACCAUCUGCCGGAAGUGCUAACCAUUUGGACGAAUUGGAAAAGUGCCAACCAUGCGAAUGUUCAGUCGAGGCAUCCUCUUUUGACUUCUUCACACUGAACCCAUCGGAGGGGAACCAACCAAGCGAGAAGAGCAAAUUAUUUGAAAGCAUUUUCAAGGAUAAGCUAAAUAAACACUCAGCAAAUUAUAAAAGCCUCGUUCGAUUGAAGAAAAAAAUGAAUUGUGUAGACUUGAACCGAUGGGAAGGAUCCAAAAAGGAAGCGCUUUUUCACCUCACAAAUUUUAAGCACCUUAUAAAUAGUGCCCCUUUAUGUGAUACGCUCAUUCUGCAGGGUAACAAAGCGAACGAACAGUAUGUGGAGAGGGACGCUCAGUUGGGAAAAGCUAGAAAAGCGUGCCAAGUGCAUUCCACAUGGAAGGGGCAUAGCGCCUUAAUGAAAAAUUUUAUCAUUUCAGCAGUUCCUCAUAUAGAACAACAUAGAAACAAAAUUGCAAAUAAACUCAACAGGACGGUGCUCAAGUACAGCUUCUAUUCCAUUAUUGAAGAGCUCGAGAAUAAGGAAAAAUCUUGCUAUGUCUACCUGAGUAGCAACAACAAGAUGAGCGUAAUAAGUGUCAGCAAGUGCCCCAACCAGUUUUGCCUCCAAAAGGAAUUAAAAAAUGUUGCCCUCUUUGGCAGCUACAGGUAUGUAAAUUGCCCGCUAGUGAUUUAUCGACAUGUAGGGUUGUCCCGUUUUGCAGAUGACUACAAUUCGCACCUGCAUCACACGGUGCACCACAUGGGAUUGUGCAUACACAUCGUGUGCAGCCAAAUAUGGAAGAGGGAAAAAAAAAUGACGUUACCUAUAAAAGGGGAGACAAACACAUCAGGAACGGCAGGACAGGAGAAGUCGAAAAAAAAUGCAAGAAAAAAACGAAACACAAAUAAUGCAAAUUCCUUUCCAUCCCCGUCUUCCUACGACAUAAUAAGCUUCAAAAUAAACAGCUACAUUAACACAAUUUUAUUUAAAUAUUUCAAACUGUACAGUGACGUAUACUCUUACAAAAAUGGAAAGUAUCAACCGGUGUAUGACUCAAAAUGGAGAAAAAAAAAACUCCGCCGAAUUAUCAUUAACAUUAUAACGAAAUACGUCACAUGGAAUAUCUUCGCUACGAACAUUUUGGAAAUCGUUUUGUAUAAGUCGCUUAAAAAACUGAAUGACCUCUACGUUGCGUCUUAUAAAAUUAUUUACAACUAUGUUAUGAGGUUGAGUAAUUCUCCCUACUAUGAUAUCUUUACACGAAAUGGAAGGGAUGAUACCAUUUUGAAUAUAUCUGCCGCGGUUUUGUACUCCCUCUUUUUGUCCAAGCGGUACAGAGAGAGCUCAACCAGCAGGUUAGAGGAUGCCCUGUUUGGGCGAAUAUUUCGUGUGAAGGAUACCCAUCUGGGUGAAGAACCUUAUUUGCGAGAAUAUAGGACAGCAACGGAGGGGACGAAGUGGAAACAUGGAGAGGAGGAAAAAUCGAACAAAAAAUUAAAGGAAAAAUUCAUUUUGUUUCUGGACGAAAUGGGCGCAAGUAUCUCAUCCAGCGACGCGCCCAAAAUUGGCCUCCUCAAGGAAGGUGUAAAAGAUGAGCGUGUUUACUGGGCAGUUCUGCAUUUGUUGAGGCUGAAAGGGGGGGGAGAAACGUCUAGAGGAGCAGACAAAGUUGCUGCCCACGAAUUGUGUAACAACGCAAUGGAUGGGCGAAUUCCCCCAUUCGACGUGCACACUGAUUACGCAUAUAAAAUAAACUGCAACGUAUAUUAUGCUGGCCUAUACCUGCUGUGUGUGCUGAAGAGGAGGCACGUCUUCCACCUCAUGGUUCUCCUAAAAAUGUUGCGAAAGUUUUGCAAAUUUCACAUCGCAGAGGUUGUUAUCAACAUUAUAAGAAAGAUGGAUCCCUACGUCAGCGCUAUUCUGAUGUAUUCCCUUGGCAAUUAUAUGCCUCACGAUUUCAUGCAACUUUGCUUACCCAACCAGAGGUACAAUGUCUGCUCCCUAUUCAUCAUUAAUAUACAGAACUAUCUGGGGAUAUACAACGUUCGGAAAUUUUAUUGCAUGUACUUUCUCUGUAUGAGUCUCAGAAAUAAUAUUAAGUAUGCAGAAGGCCUGAUCAAUUUCAUGUCCAUACUUUUUUAUACUCUCUUUCAAAAUAAGGGGAGAGACUACCUAUUUCAUUGUAACUAUUUCGGACUGGAGGAAACAACAAAAAGGAGAAUCAUGGAAAACGCCUUAACAGGAACGAACAGCAGUUGUGCCAACCAUGACAAUUUCUUCUUCCUCCUAUUCUGUGCAAAUGCUUUUAAUAACAUCAAAUUGGGGAAAGCAGAUGGGGUGAGUUUGUUCCAAUUUCUGCUUGGAAAUGCCCACAACGGUGACGCUAUGCUGAGCAGAAAUCACGCCGCAGAGAAUGGCAGCAAUAACCAGAAUAAUCACUACGUAUACGAUGAAGAGUCUCUACACACAGAGGGAAGAAAUAAACUUUCCCUGAAAAUCAAAACCUUCUCUUUCAAGAAGUUACAAAUGAAUAAAAUUGUGUGCGAGUUUUUUUACAACCAGGAUGUGAUAUCCUUUUUGUUAAACAAUAUCGAUUCGUUCGCUAAGCUGCACACGUGUAAUUUGACCGUCUUGGGGUGCACCCCCAAUCAGGGGAUACUUCGUUCUUCGCCUCCAGAGGACGAACAAAGUGUGGACCUCGCAGAAGUGAAAAAUAUCUACAUCAGAUUUAUACUGCUGGUUCAGAACAUCGUGUGUUACUACAUUUACAACAUGCUGUGGUUUGAACUGUACUACUUUGUGACGGGCUUAAAGGUGGACGUUCUGUCCUUUUUCUCACAUUCGUACUUUUUCAAGUCGAGUUUGUUCCAGAACGUGUUUUGGGGAAUCUGCCCCGUCGACGUUUCUCUGCAUGGCUCCACCGAUUGGGAGUUUCAUUUUGUAAAUUCAGAUAACCCAGGAACGGUGCCACAUGGUAAUGAAUCAGUCCACGUGGGUAGCACCAUGUGGGAAGAACAAACUGGACACGUUGAGCUGAACCACGUGGAAAACCAUCCUACGCGAAAAUACAACAAUGGGGAGAAACUCCAGGGUGGUGUUGAUGGUGACGGUGACGUAAACGCUUCUCCGCCACAAAACUUGUCGAGCACUUUCAAAGAAAACUAUCAAGAGUACACCAAACAUAUGAACCACAUGAAAAAGCUGGGAACAAUUUUUAACAAAUUGGAAAAAGAAAACCAAGUUAUUAAUGAAUCUUUUUCAGAGGACGAAUCACAGAAGUGCUUCCUCAUCGAUAUAUAUAAAUCGUUUAAGAGCCAUUUUAAUAUAAGCUUCUGGAAGACGAAAAAGGGGGAGCUCAAAAGGAAGGACACGUCCAGCGUGAUGGAAGAAUACACGCGCUAUAUGUCCAAGACGGAAAUACAGAAUGAAAAAAACAUGCAUCGCAGAAAUUUAUAUUCAUACAAUAUAUACAAUAAACUCACAAAUUACACCUUUCUGGAAACGCAUUUUGCCCCAUCUGUUUAUAAAUAUAUACCUAUUUAUAGCACGUUAAAAUAUUUGUACUAUUUUUUUCGUGUGUGUAAUGUGAAGAAUAAGGAAUUUCCCAAGAGAAUUUUUUUAUUGUUAAAAUUGCCCAUUCAUGCGUUAGCGCUAACGCUGUAUUGCAAAAAUUACGUCAUGCUUAAUAUUCUGAUGAGCAUAUUUCCCCACCUGUACCACAUUAUCAACUACAUUUUAAAUAUGAAUGGCACCCAUUUUUUAUAUAAAAAAAGGGAAAAAAAUUCGAAAAGGCAGAACGGUGUCAACGCAAAACAUGAACAAAGUGAAAAUGCUAAUUUUAUUUUAUCCAAUGAAGAAUUCAAUAGGAAGCUUUGCGAGUACUGUUAUGAGCAUAUUCUCCACUACAAGCGGAAAAACAUCACGCCUUUUUCAAAGAAAAUAUGCCAAAAAAUUUAUGGAAAAGAAAUCUGCCACGGGGAAGACAACUCCACUAUGUAUGACCAUUAUAUGUCAUGCGAAUGUUUGAACAAUUUAGUUUUCUUGAGGAAGAAAUUGUCUGAUUUGAGAAGAACCAUAUGA
Messenger RNA from Plasmodium coatneyi, 8727 nucleotides. RefSeq lists its product as uncharacterized. The record is from RefSeq and is a predicted model, not a curated record. Bases 1 to 8727 code for a protein of 2908 amino acids. The transcript is spliced from 2 exons. Lineage: Eukaryota; Apicomplexa; Aconoidasida; Haemosporida; Plasmodiidae.